CACCCGGAUGUGUGACGUCACUUUAGUGCGCGCUGCGUCAUACAAACACAUGGUCCUGCAUUUCUCUUAACGCUGCAGAUCUGAUCAGGUUUUUGGGGUUUAAUUUUAUAAUCCGGUGGGAUGAAAGUUAAAGUGCUUUGUAGAAACCCGGACGAUUAUGUUCGAGAGACAACCAGAGAUAUACAGCGAGUGCCUAGGAACUAUGACCCGACCCUGCAUCCUUUUGAGGUGCCCAGGGAAUAUACCAGAGCCCUGAAUGCCACUAAACUUCAGAAGGUGUUUGCCAAACCCUUUGUGGCUUCACUAGAUGGGCACAGAGAUGGCAUCAGCUGCAUCGUCAGACACCCCAAAAGCCUUUCAACGGUCUUAUCUGGUGCCUGUGAUGGGGAGGUGAAAGUGUGGAACCUUCCUAAGAGGGAGUGUUUGAGGACAGUUAAGGCUCAUGAAGGAUUUGUACGAGGAAUGUGCUCCCGCUUUUGUGGCACCUCCUUUUUCACGGUAGGAGAUGACAAGACCAUCAAACAGUGGAACAUGGAAGCACCAGGAUAUGGAGUUUGUGAGGAGCCAAUUAACACAAUUCUGGGGAAGGCGGUGUUCACUGACAUUGACCACCACUAUAGGGAGGGACUGUUCGCAACCUGUGGGCAGACGGUGGAUAUCUGGGAUGAGCAGAGAAGCAGUCCCAUCCGCUCCUUCAGCUGGGGUGUGGACAGCUUCAACUGCGUCCGCUACAACCCUGUGGAGACCGAACUUCUCGCCAGCUGUGGAUCAGACAGAAGUAUUAUCUUGUAUGACACUAGAGAAGCUGCACCACUCAGAAAGGUUAUCAUGAAAAUGAGAAGCAAUACACUUUGCUGGAACCAAAUGGAAGCCUAUUAUUUUGUUUGUGCAAAUGAAGAUUACAACCUCUAUACUUAUGACAUAAGGUAUAUGGAUAUUCCUGUGACUGUGCACAUGGAUCAUGUAUCCGCUGUGCUGGAUGUGGAUUAUUCACCUACAGGAAGGGAGUUUGUAUCCGCCAGCUUUGACAAAACCGUCCGCAUCUUUCUGAAAGACGGAGGCAACAGCAGGGAGGUGUACCACACCAAACGUAUGCAGCAUGUCAUCUGUGUGAGAUGGUCAGCUGACAACAAAUACAUCAUGAGCGGUUCCGACGAGAUGAACAUUCGGCUGUGGAAGGCCAAAGCCUCAGAGAAGCUCGGAUUGCUCUCCGCCCGAGAAAAAGCUGCCGCAAACUACAACAAGAAGCUGAUGGAGAAAUUUCGGCACCACCCACAAGUGAAACGCAUCGCCUGUCACCGCCACCUGCCCAGAGAUGUCCUGAAACAGAAGAGAGAGCAGCGGCAAAUGAAAGAAGCCCAGCGCAGGAAGGAACUAAACAUCCGCAAACACAGCAAGCCGGGAUCUAUUCCUGUGCAGAUAGAAAAUGAGAAACAUGUGGUGGCUGUUGUGGAGUAAGAGAUGAAUUAAAGAGGUGCUUUCGAUGGAUGGGUUUCUGUUCUCCACACACGGACGCGCUCCAGAAUAUUCCACUCUUUGGCCACUCUUUUACUUCCAUACUAAAACAUUUUUUGGUAUAUACAAGAACUUUCAAUAUAUUGCUGCAUAUUUGUAAAGAAUUUUACAUGAGCAUGGAAAUGAUUCUAGAAUUGCUUUAUAAUUGAUUGAAUAUGAACAAUAAACAAUGUCUUAAUCUGUGAA
Messenger RNA from Ctenopharyngodon idella (grass carp), 1701 nucleotides. It is a transcript of the gene dcaf13, whose product is annotated as ddb1 and cul4 associated factor 13. The record is from RefSeq and is a predicted model, not a curated record. Gene Ontology annotation, biological process: maturation of SSU-rRNA from tricistronic rRNA transcript (SSU-rRNA, 5.8S rRNA, LSU-rRNA). The transcript is spliced from 11 exons. NCBI's taxonomy places the organism in Eukaryota, Metazoa, Chordata, Actinopteri, Cypriniformes, Xenocyprididae. Bases 121 to 1458 code for a protein of 445 amino acids. Gene Ontology annotation, cellular component: nucleolus; small-subunit processome. Gene Ontology annotation, molecular function: protein binding.